Messenger RNA from Rodentolepis nana, 1800 nucleotides. The record is from the annotation of a GenBank genome assembly. Lineage: Eukaryota; Metazoa; Platyhelminthes; Cestoda; Cyclophyllidea; Hymenolepididae.
UGUCGAAGAAAUGGAGAGUCCUAUUCUGGUACUCUAAAAAUAUCAAUAAGAAUUCGAAGCCAUACUGUUGAUCUCGGGGUAGUUGACGUUGCGGGAGGUACGGUUCCUGUUAUGGUCAUGUCCGAUUUGUGCAAUCUUUCCAAAUUGCCUCGAUCAGAGCUUUAUAAAGUUAAUGAAGAAGCCCGCGAAAUAGGGGGCUACUUUAUCCCUAUUGCCGUUUCAAGGACAACAUUUAAAAAACGAGGUUCCGGUUUUACCGAACAUUGUAUAAUCAUGCGUUGUGUUCGAGAAGAUGAAAACGGUGCACCUGUUAUGCUUCAUUGGGUCACGAAUGGUGAACCGGUGUUAGCUUUCACUGUUGAGAAUGAGCAGGUAUUCGUUCCAGUCUCUAUUCUGCUUCGGGCUCUUGUUGAUAAAACUGACUUUGAAGUAUACGAGGAUAUUAUUCGUGGUGGAAGAAAUUCUCUCUCUCUCGAAGAAUGUGCAUUACGAAUCGUGAGCCGAUAUAAGAAUGAGGACUACUUUAGUCAGGCUCGUACGCUAAGACACAUUGGUAGACACUUCCGAUUGAAGAUGCAUAUCUCCAAACGUCUUAGUGAUCUUGAAGCCGGUAAACACUUACUUACUGAAUAUGUUCUUAUUCACACUAAAAGCUUCUUCGAAAAGUAUCAUAUUCUCUGUUUCAUGAUUCGCAAGCUCCACACUUUUGCUUCGGGUGACUGUUGCAUUGAAAACAAUGAUAACUUGAUGUUCCAAGAGGUUCUUCUUCCUGGUACUCAAUAUUUACAGCUUUUGAGAGUAUGUUUUUCACCUUUGUUGCUAAAUCGUCUUAUCACAUUUCUGCAUUCAGCUCGUGAGCAGAUUAGCAUGAUGGCUAGGAGAGCAGCCAAACCUCCUGAAUAUGCCAACUUUCGCCAAUCCUUGAAUCGUACCUAUGCCGAGGUUACUAGCAGUAUGACAACUUUCAUAAUGACUGGUAACCUGCCGGGUACCUCAAAAGCCGUGUUAGGUCGUCUCUUGAAUGGCCAAUCUACGGGCCUUUCAGUUACCGUGGAUAACAUCAAUUUUCUGCGCUUUGCUGCUCAAUUUCGGGCAGUUCACCGUGGUUCUGUGUUCAUGGAAAUGAAAACUACAUCAGUGCGACGUCUUCAACCCGAAGCAUAUGGGUUUAUUUGCCCUGUCAAUACACCUGAUGGGUCGCCUUGUGGUCUUCUUAACCACUUGGCUACAAAUACUGAGGUUUGUCAUGUGGUUACAGAAACGCCAAGUGAUUCCAUUGUAGACGACCUUGCGAAAUGGCUUCGAGAGCACUAUGUUCGGCCAGUAGAGCUCCCUCAACAGUUGAUGGGCGAAGAAGAGUAUUGUAGAAUUUUCCCAGUCCUUCUGGAUGGCCGCCUAAUUGGUUGGUCACCCUCUGGAGCAUCCGCGAUGGAACUCGCUCACACUCUGCGUGCCGCCAAAUUAGAUGAGACUUGCACCAUAGUUCCCUCAAACCUCGAGAUAUGUUUGGCACCUCCCACCAACACAGCGAGUCAAUAUCCUGGUCUCUAUCUCUUUGUCGGGGCUUCACGUCUUCUACGACCGGUCUACAGUUACGUUCGUACCGGUGGGCACAACUGGGACAAUCCGGAGAUUGAAAUGAUUGGAACAUUUGAACAGCCAUACAUGGACAUCCCUGUUACUCAAUUGGAGCUCAUGGAGCGCUAUCCAAAAGACAGACUUCAUAGGGAAAUCGCGCAGGAGAAUAUAUUCAGUUUCAUUGCUUCUCUAACGCCAUUUUGUAAUUUCAAUCAGGUAUGA